Messenger RNA from Rotaria sordida, 1215 nucleotides. The record is from the annotation of a GenBank genome assembly. Lineage: Eukaryota; Metazoa; Rotifera; Eurotatoria; Philodinida; Philodinidae.
AUGACACGUAUACAACGCAACCGUACAAAACGAUGUCAUUUUUUAUACAUCUUUUCAUGGUUUAUCACUGGAUGCAGCUUGAUUACUACUACAUUUGUUUUUAAACGUACACAAUCAUCGAUAUGUUUGUCUAGAAACUCUGAUAAUGAAAUUAUUAAUCGUCAAGAUGAAUGGAAAUAUCAAAAUAGUAUCACUGAUGAAUGGUAUCAUUGGAAAAUAUCAUAUAAAGAAGAAAAUAAUCAUGCUGAAUGGUAUGUCAAUUGGUUAAAUGUUGCUCCAACAUCAUAUCUUGGUGUUAUUGUCUAUUUGACUACCAUUAAUGAAAUUGAUUCACUUAAAACAUCACUUACUCAAUUAUCUCGUUUACUAUCAAAUAAUCCUCGACCUGUUGUCAUUUUUCAUGAAGGUGAUUUUAGUUCUGAUGAUAUUCAAAAAUCUUUAGCUAAAAUAUUAGGUGAUCGUACUCCAUUAGGUUUUGAACAUAUCCAAUUUUCUAAUAAUUCGAAUCGACCUCAAUCUGUUCAUCGUGGAUGGCCACCUAAGUAUUUUGAUAUGUGUCGUUUUUUUACUCUAAUGCUUCCAAAUCAUCCAUUAUUAACCUUAUUCACAUACUAUUGGCGACUUGAUGCACAUUCUUAUAUAUUUGGACCAAAACCUAUAGAAGAUCCAUUUGAAAUUAUGCAAAAGCGACAUAUUCAGUAUGCUUUUAUAAUGGCUAAUGAAGAAGGUGAACAUUAUGCUACUGGAUUAUGGUCACUUUUUCAUGAGUUUCUCAAUGAUCAUUGUUUGAAACCUUCAAAAGGUUUUCGUCAAACACAAACUAAUUGGUUCGGUGGCUAUUCAUUUGCUAUUGUUUUUACAAAUUUUGCUAUUGCUAAUGUUUCUCUUUUUCGUGAUCAUUCAUUGAUAAGAACUUGGCUUCAUAGAGUUGAUCUUAAUGGUGGCAUUUAUCGUUAUCGAUGGGGUGAUGCACCAAUUCAUACAUUAGUUCUAACUCAAUUACUUUCACAAGAUCAUAUUGUACGUCUUAGAUAUUUUGGAUAUAUGCAUCGACGUGAAUAUAUCUGUGCUAGUGGUAUAGAAGAAGAUUUAUGUAACGCACAAGUAAAACCAUUUUUAACAAAUCCUAACAUUGAAUAUGUGUAUUAUCAAGAUGGGUGUCAUCCAUCUCCUCAAAAUCCGUUAUGUCACUAUUAUCCUGAAAUAAAACUCUGA